Dreissena polymorpha is the source of this 7050-nucleotide messenger RNA. Its product is annotated as delta(24)-sterol reductase-like. The coding region runs from base 107 to 1669 and encodes 520 amino acids. Gene Ontology annotation, biological process: steroid metabolic process. The transcript is spliced from 9 exons. NCBI's taxonomy places the organism in Eukaryota, Metazoa, Mollusca, Bivalvia, Myida, Dreissenidae. Gene Ontology annotation, cellular component: cytoplasm; membrane. The record is from RefSeq and is a predicted model, not a curated record. Gene Ontology annotation, molecular function: FAD binding; Delta24(24-1) sterol reductase activity.
AAGCGGAAGUUGUAAUAUCGCAACGGCCUUGACAUGUCAAAGAGCAAGAUAUGAGCUGAUUGCUGUUAAAUAGGACGCUCGCUUUAUUUAUAUAAACCGCUUUAAAAUGGAUCUGUGCGAAAGCUGUUUUUUAUUAUCAGCAAUUGUGCUGCUGUUGGGACUUGUUUGGCUUCGUUUCCGGGGCCUUGAGUAUGUGAUCAUGCAUUACAGAUGGGUUUUUGUUUGCCUAUUUCUGCUGCCUCUCUCAGUUGUCUAUGAUGGUGCCAUGUAUAUACGAACAUGGCUUAUAUUUAAAAUGAAUUCUGCCCCAAAGAUGCACGACAGCAAAGUCAAACAUGUUCAAGAUCAAGUUAAAGCCUGGAAGGCUGAUGGGAUGAAGUCAGGAAUGUGCACAGCUCGGCCUGGCUGGAUGAACAUAAGUUUUCGUCGCGGUCUCUAUAAGAAAACCAUGCGAAACAUUGAGGUGAACUUGAUUGAUAUCCUCAAUGUGGAUACAGAGCGUAAAAUUGUGAGGGUUGAACCGCUAGUUUCGAUGGGUCAGAUAACGGCCAUGUUGAAUCCGCUUGGCUGGACGCUGCCAGUUCUACCAGAGCUAGACGAUCUCACUGUUGGUGGACUAAUCAUGGGGGUUGGCAUUGAGACAUCCUCGCAUAAAGUGGGACUGUUCCAGCAUUGCUGUGUCAGUUAUGAGCUUGUAUUAGCUGACGGAAGUGUUGUCAAGUGCUCAAAGGAUGAAAACCCGGACCUUUUUUAUGCUGUUCCAUGGUCAUACGGUACCUUGGGAUUUCUAGUUUCUGCAGAGAUACAAAUUGUUCCUGCCAAGAAAUAUGUCAGGAUGGAGUACUUUCCUGCUAAAAGUCGACAGAAGAUGAUUGAGAGGUUUGAGCAAGAGACAAACAAGGGCAGUGGCAAUGAGUUUGUGGAAUGCCUGGUGUACUCUGAGAACUCGGGUGUGAUCAUGACUGGUAAUAUGACUGAGGAGGCUGAGGCAGACAAGAUCAACCCGAUAGGCUAUUUCUGGAAACCAUGGUUUUUCAAGCAUGUGGAGCAAUUUCUGCGCAUUGGUUCUGCUGUGGAGUACAUUCCUUUACGACACUACUACCAUCGACACUCCCGUAGUAUCUUCUGGGAAUUACAGGAUAUCAUUCCAUUUGGCAACCACCCUCUGUUCCGCUACCUCCUGGGCUGGACGGUUCCACCCAAGGUUUCUCUGCUGAAGCUCACGCAGGGGGAGACAACCAAGAAGCUGUAUGAGAAACACCAGGUGAUCCAGGACAUGCUGAUCCCCCUUGGCAAGCUGGACGAGGCACUGGAUGUUUUCCAUAAACACCUCAAACUGUACCCGCUCUGGCUGUGCCCAUUCAUGCUAUACAACCUCCCGGGCCUGGUACAUCCGGCUGGCCACCAGGACGAGAUGUACGUAGACAUCGGGGCGUACGGAGCUCCCACUGCCCCUGGAUUCCAGGCUGUACCUGCCACCAAGAGACUAGAGGAGUACGUCCUAAAGGUCAAAGGGUUUCAGAUGCUGUAUGCAGACACGUACCUCUCUGAGACUGACUUCCGGAAGAUGUUUGACCACAAACUGUACGACACGAUGAGGGAGCGACUGCAGUGUCACAAGGCCUUCCCCGAGAUCUACGGGAAAAUCAAUCGUAAUGUCCGCGAUUAAGGAGAAAACCAACAUUAGCUGUGUGCCAAUAACGUGAGAUGUUAAUUUUACAACUAUUAUAUCUGGUGUUAGCUAUAGCUGUCUCAUGCUGGACAUAUUUCUAAAAAAAAUGAUUUUUUUUAGGCAUAAGAAAUGCUUAUGGUACGUGUAAUAAUACAUUUGGUUGUAUUGAAAUGCCUUAUUGUGGUAUGCACAACAAUUAAAAUAUUUGAAGCCUGGUACUUAUGUAUUAAAUGCCUUUUUCGUUGUAAACACAGUGUCAUUUUAAAAGUUAUGAGGUUUUAUCUUUUUGUUUUUUAUCAAAAGUUCAAAAUGACAUUACAAAAUAUUUGAUUUAAUAAUUAAUAUGCUUUGAUAUUUAUUUUGUGUUACAUUUUUUCACUGUAAGGAACAAGUCACAAAAAAAUUUCAAUGUUUUCGAAAAAAAUAAUUAACAUAUCCAAAUAUUGAUAAACUGAAUUCUGACAAUUUCUUAUCGUUCAAAAUCAUCUGUUGUUCACAGAUGACAUUUCUUUCCACCAUCUUAACAUAAUUAUAAGGUAGUCCUGUAUGUGCAUACAAUGAAAGCAUUUCACGAUUUGUGGGUUCUUAAUUAAAAUGUGGUUUAUUUUAUUGACUACUACCAUGACAGCUUUGAUAAUCAUAAUAAAGCAAAUGUUCAUUGAACUUUUUAUGUCCCCCACUAUAGUAGUGGGGGACAUAUUGUUUUUGCCCUGUCUGUUGGUUGGUCUGUUGGUUGGUUGGUCUGUUGGUUUGCGCCAACUUUAACAUUUUGCAAUAACUUUUGCUACAUUGAAGAUAGCAACUUCAUAUUUGGCAUGCAUGUGUAUCUCAUGAAGCUGCACAUUUUGAGUGGUGAAAGGUCAAGGUCAUCCUUCAAGGUCAGAGGUCAAAUAUAUGUGGCCAAAAUCGCUCAUUUUAUGAAUUCUUUUGCAAUAUUGAAGAUAGCAACUUCAUAUUUGGCAUGCAUGUGUAUCUCAUGGAGUUGCACAUUUUGAGUGGUGAAAGGUCAAGGUCAAGGUCAUCCUUCAAGGUCAGAGGUCAAAUAUUUGUGGCCCAAAUCGCUUAUUUUAUGAAUACUUUUGCAAUAUUGAAGAUAGCUACUUGAUAUUUGGCAUGCAUGUGUAUCUCAUGGAGCUGCACAUUUUGAGUGGUGAAAGGUCAAGGUCAUCCUUCAAGGUCAGAGGUCAAAUAUAUUUGGCCCAAAUCGCUUAUUUUAUGAAUACUUUUGCAAUAUUGAAGCUAGCAACUUGAUAUUUGGCAUGCAUUUGUAUCUCAUGGAGCUGCACAUUUUGAGUGGUUAAAGGUCAAGGUCAAGGUCAUCCUUCAAGGUCAAAUAUAUGGGUCAAAAUUGUUCAUGUAAUGUCACUUCUGCAAUAUUGAAGCUAGCAAUUUUAUAUCUGAAAUGCGUGUGUAUCUCAAGGAGCUGCACAUUUUGAGUGGUGAAGGGUCAAGUUCAAGGCCAUCCUUCAAGGUCAAACGUCAUAUAGGGGGACAUUGUGUUUCACAAACACAUCUUGUUUUAUUUGUUUUUCAUCAAAUACCUCAAUUUUGUUAUAUUUGAUUGAAAUAAGAACAUAAUUUCAACUUUAAAAAGAUGUUUGUUCCAGCAAUAUUGGAACAAAGGGCCUAAGGCUUACUGCAAUUAUGUAAUGGUGUUAGUUUCCUGUCACUAGCUCGCAACCAAGGCCACUGACUGGCAAAAAGUUGUCCAGACUGUUAUUUCAUUGUUAAAAAAACAUUCCACAAAUCCUCACUGUGCUUUAAGAGAAGGCCAGUCUUGAAAAAAGGUCAAAUAUUGACAUAAUACAGCUUUUUCGUGGUUAAACAUGUGUUACAAAGACACAUCUAGUUUAAUUGUUUAACAAUUAAUAAAGAGAAAAAAUUAUAUUGUAAAACAACGCACUGAUUUUUUAUAAAAUGUUUCUGGUUUUAACAAAAUGUAACUGUUUUUAACAAAUUGUUGCUGAUUACAAGGUGCUUAAAGAUAUACAAGAACUAAUGAACCCUUUUUCUCGUUCUUUCUUUGAGCAAUGUCGAUAAUUAUUUUUGUUUAUGUUCUUUUUGGGCAAAACCCUGUACCUUGUAGUUACUGUUCUGUUUUAGCAACACACUAAACUUUGGUUGUUAAUAGAUCUUUGAGCAACACUUUGUGAUGUUGCUGCAAAUAGAUCUGUUGGCAAGCUCCUGUACUGUUGUUGUCAAUAGAUCUUUGAGCAACACCAUCUAAUGUUGUUGUUACUAGAUCUUUGAACAACACCCUGUACUAUUGUUGUUACUAGAUCUUUGAACAAAGCCCUGUACUAUUGUUGUUACUAGAUCUUUGAACAACGCCCUGUACUAUUGUUGUAACUAGAUCUCUGAACAAAGCCCUGUACAAUUGUUGUUACUAGAUCUCUGAACAAAGCCCUGUACUAUUGUUGUUACUAGAUCUCUGAACAAAGCCCUGUACUAUUGUUGUUACUAGAUCUCUGAACAAAGCCCUGUACUAUUGUUGGUACUAGAUCUCUGAACAAAGCCCUGUUACUAUUGUUGUUACUGGAUCUCUGAACAAAGCCCUGUACUAUUGUUGUUACUGGAUCUCUGAACAACGCCCUGUACUAUUGUUGUUACUAGAUCUUUGAACAAUGCCCUGUACUAUUGUUGUUACUAGAUCUUUGAACAACGCCCUGUGCUAUUGUUGUUACUAGAUCUCUGAACAAAGCCCUGUACUAUUGUUGUUACUAGAUCUUUGAACAACGCCCUGUACUAUUGUUGUUACUGGAUCUUUCAGCACAACCUGCACUAUUGUUGUUACUAGAUUUUUAACUAAAUAAAAAAUAUUUAGUAAAGAUUUCCAUAAUUGUUUCUGUUUUCUUGUUUUCAUUAUUGCUAUUAUCUACAUACAAUAUUGCAAAUUAUUACAUAAAAAACUCCAUUCCACUAUGUAUUUUUAUAUAUUUGCUAUUAGGUAUGAUUUUCAUAUGGUGUUUUUGCGUGAAUAACAUUUGUUUGUAAGAAAAAAUCAAAAAUUAUGUGCAUAUUUAUACAGUAGAAUACUGUAGAAUCGUUGUUAGGCUCUCAAGUAAGGAUCAGGAUUUUUUUAGCUUACAUCUUUGUUAUCUAAUGGUGACUGGACUUCUUUAGUACUAACAGUUUUUUAUACACUUUUCGCAUAAAAAAUAUCUAGUGAUAUUUUGUACAUCCAAUACCUCAUUUGAAGGUUAGUUCAUGUACUGAGUAUCAUUAUCCCACAGUUGGUCAAGUCUGAUUUUGAAAAUAUUUAAUGAUUUUGCAGGCACUACUUCGUAAGGUAAAUUAUUCCAUGCAGAUAUGAUUCUUUGAGAUAAACUUUUUAGUCUAAAAUUUGUCUCACAUGUUGGUUUGGCAAGUUUAAAACAGUGUCCUUAAGUGUUUAAUGUGUUGAAGGAGAACAAUCGCUCACAUUCUAUAUCAUCUAGUUGAUUAAUGAUUUUGUAACACUGAAUAAUCUCCUCUUCUACGUCUAUGGGAAAGGCUGGGUAGUUUAAACGUCUUCAAGCGAUUGUUAUAGUUCAUAUUUAGGGACUUAUCUUGUUAUCCACCUCUACAAACCCUGAAUACUUUCAAUUUCUCUCUGUAGGUAAGGAAACCAAACUGUGUUCCCAUAUUCAAGGUGUGGACGCACGCCAGCUUUGUAUAAUUUGACAUACGAGUCCUUAUCCAGAAAUACAAGAUACAUUCUUUUUAGACCAAGAACACUGUUGCAGUUUUUAACUUUACUGGAGACAUGCUUAUUAAAUUUCAGAUUGUCAUGGAAGAUGGACAUAAUAUGGAAGUUAAACUAACAGGUCUAUAGUUACCUGUUUCAGACUUAUAACUUCCCUUUUUGAAUAAAGGAGUUACAUUUGCAUAUUUCCACUCACUAUGUAUUUAACCAGAUGACACUGAUUUUUUUUAAUCCAUUGAAACAGUGUUUGCCAUAACAUUAGCUUAACUUUUCAGAAAAAUGGGUGAAUAUUGUCCAGUCCCAUAGACUUGGUUGUGUUUAAAUCUGAGAGUAACUUCUCAACUUCAUAGGAGCCCUCUUCGAUUCUUGCCAAAGGUUCAUCAAAGUUCACAUCAUUUACCUGGGAAUGUUGUUAAGAUUUUUCUGUGUAAAAACACUUGGAAAGAAGUCAUUUAAGUCCUUCGCUUUGUAAAGAUCGGAGAAAGUAAAAGUUCUAUCAAGUCUCCAAUAUAUGAUUUUCAUUUAGUCGUACCUCCAAAAAAAGUUGAGGUUCAUUUUUGUGCAUGAAGAGAAUUUUUUUUUUCAAAGUUAACUUAUACUUUUUAAGCACUGUCAUUUUCACUGUUGCUUAUUUUCAUUGUACAUAAACCUGUUUUAGAAUAUCCAAUUUUAGGAAUUUUCCCAUCGUCAUUUGUUUAACUUUUGAAGAGCAUGGGGUGACUUGGUGAUGUUUUUAGAUAUUGGAUGCUGAUUUCAGAGAGUUGAUUAUCUAGGUACUUUUGUUAAUCAGAUUCAGUUCAUGCAAGAUUUUGUUCAAACAUAUCAUUCUUACAUUUCCUUCACAUUGUGUUGUGUCUAUUAAACAUAUCAAUUCAGAAUGUUCUUUGAUUUUUUUCUUGUAUUUAUGGCUAUGAAUAAAUAUAAAAUAAAUAUAUUUCCACACCCUUCAUGAGUAAAUACUCUUACAUCCAUCUUUAAAAUGAGGCAGUUUGUUUCAGUUUUUUUGGAUGUGAAGUGGUUGUGAUAUUUAUGGUACAAUCUUGGUCUUUCCAUCAACUUUUUAAAGAGUUAUUCCAUGCCAAUGUAUUAUGAGUUAUUUCAUGCCACUGUAUUAAGAGUUAUUUCAUUCCACUGUAUUAAGAGUUAUUUCAUGCCACUGUAAGAGUUAUUUCAUGCCACUGUAUGAAGAGUUAUUUCAUUCCAUUGUAUUAAGAGUUAUUUCAUGGCACUGUAUUAUGAGCUAUUUUAUUCCACUGUAUAAUUAUGAACUUUGAUAAAUUUUAAUAAUAUUUAGUAGUUGAACUAUUUUUCUAUGUUAUGUUCAUCAGUUUCGUGACUAGUAUUCAUGCAUUAUAUUUGUAUUGCAUAUAUAUUUACGAUUUAACAUUCCUUAGAUAUAUUCAUUAUACCGAGUAUGAUUUUGAAUAAUGUUUCAUCAUAACAUUGUCACCAUACUCUAUUUUUGAUUCAAUUUACACAAACAGAAUAGACAUGAAACAACUAUAAAAUUGAAAUCAAAAGUGAAACUGGUGUAUGUAGAAAUUAAAGAUUCAUCAUAUUUUUUUCUGUCAUUUUGUGUUAGGUUUGUAUUGACAUGCACAAGUUAAGGUUUGUGUUGACAUUCACAACUUGUUGUAUGAAAUGCUCUUAUGGCUAAUGAAGCUUGUGGUCACAUAGCUGACUGGCCAUCACA